AUACCGGACGCUGGGUGAUGACGACACGAGUCACUGGCAACGAGAGAAGAGGAAGACAACUUCUGCUACGAUUUUCCGGUUUUCUUUCAGCUGCCCUGACGGUGAUGGCUUUGAUCACGGCGACACGAGCAUUGGCGCCGGUUGUUGCCUACAUCGCACCACAACGAGUAAGGUCACAUUUCAUGAGGCGCGCGUUUGCUUCCGGGAACUGUCGCUCCAGGCGUUUCAGCGUUCUGCGUUCGACAGUCGGAACGGAAACGCGCAACGAGAACAACAUCACUACACCUUACCAUUCACCCUUGCCGACGUCUAGAUAUGUGUACCAAUCCUCUCGCACUCUCUCUUCACGUAAUCCAGCGCUGCCUUUAGAAUCCACGCUUAUGCACUCGAACGCAAACGAAUUGACAGAUGUCGAACUGAAGAACUUGGUUGCUCAUUGGAGAGACCACCCUGUCUUAAAUCCGAUGGUCACUUUCCGCUCAUGGGUCGUUCCUAUCAAAGGCAAGAUGAUUCAAGCAAUUCUCAAUUCUAAAUCCCUGCAACCCUAUCUAGCAAGCAGACACGAACUGCUGCAAGAAAUGCAUGUGAGACUGAAAAUCGUUCGCGAUUACACCGACUCUACCGAUGGCACAGAAAAAUUGAUACUCUUGCAUCCCGAUACGCCACCACUGUCGGAACUUCCCGCAGAUGUCCAGCAGCUAUUACGCAAUUGUCAGAUUCAUGAAAAUGGUCCCGUCAUGCCUACGAAGUUUACGUAUAAAGACUUUACGGCAUCGUACAUUCUAUCUCAGCUGUUGCCUAUAGCUGUCCAUCCGCCUCCGACGGCCUUUGAGACCAUCGGACACGUGGCGCAUUUAAAUUUGAAGGAGCGUCACUGGCCUUACCGCUUUCUUAUCGGCCAAGUGCUGCUAGAAACGUUGCCCUUGAUAGAAAGCGUCAUUAACAAAGUGGGGGAAGUCUCGGGACCGUACCGCACCUACGAUUUUGGACUGCUUGCGGGUCGCAAUGAUACGCGGGUCAAGCUCACAGAAUCAGGCGUGCAACUGCAAUUCGAUUUAGCGGACGUCUACUGGUGCUCAAGGCUUUCGGAGGAACGACAACGGCUCCUUCGUACCUUUCAGCCUGGGCAGAUCAUUGCCGAUCCCUUUUGUGGAGUGGGCGCUCUAUGUCUGCUGGCUGCAUCGUUGCCACAACGGAAUUGCACGAUCUGGGCCAACGACUGGAAUCCAAAGGCGGUGGAAUACUUGCGCGAGAAUGCGCGGCGGAAUCAUGUGUCCGACCGCAUAGAACGGCUACAAUGCGGAGAUGCCUACGACUUUCUUAUGGAUAUGGGUCUACAACAACACCAGAAAGCAUCGACCAGAUCAAGGAAAGAGGAUGUUACGAACAAGGAUGGGAACCAUGUAACUCCAACCGAACCUAUGCGACUCCCGGAUCACGUCGUAAUGAACUAUCCAGUAGAAGCACCCAAAUUUUUGGGUGCGUUACGGUGGUGGCCUGUCCCGCCAAGCUCAAGAAGGGGUAGCACCACACGCGAUGGUGGUAUCGGAUCGGUCAUCGUACCACGUGUUCACGUUUAUACGUUUGCCAGGGCUGAUCCCACAACAGACCGAGAUGCCGAAGAGGUGGCGGUAGAUCUGGUUGCGGCCAAUUUGUUGCCAUUGGGAAACACGAUACACUGUCGGACCGAAAUGAACGAAGACUACGAUUGCGACAUCCAGGUCCAUCCGGUGCGUGAUGUCGCACCCGGAAAGGUCGUCCUGUGCGGCGACUUUCGAUAG
Molecule: messenger RNA, 1781 nt
Organism: Phaeodactylum tricornutum CCAP 1055/1
Lineage: Eukaryota; Bacillariophyta; Bacillariophyceae; Surirellales; Neidiaceae
Exons: 2
Coding region: 18-1781 (587 amino acids)
Biological process (GO): tRNA N1-guanine methylation
Cellular component (GO): cytoplasm
Source: RefSeq, a predicted model, not a curated record